GAGGCCCGGGGGAUGCCGCCUCCUUGAGCUGUGACCGCGCCGCCGGAGGCCGAGGGACGGGGCGGCCCCGCCGGUAUCUAGAGGUGAGGAUGGAAACACACCCAAGGAAAUUAUCCUUCCUUCAUCCAUGUGUGGAGAACUGAAGCUCCCUACUCUGUUGAUUUCUUUUUUUGAAUACAGUUCUGGAGAAGCUGUCAACAUGAAUGCUGCUGACAAUGGGGUCAGCAGUCUCUGUGCAAUAUGUGGAGACCGAGCAACAGGAAAACACUAUGGUGCUUCCAGCUGUGAUGGAUGCAAGGGAUUCUUUAGGCGCAGUAUACGGAAAAACCACGUCUAUACGUGCAGAUUCAACCGCCAAUGUAUUGUUGACAAGGAUAAAAGGAAUCAGUGCAGAUAUUGUCGUUUAAAAAAGUGUUUCCGAGCAGGAAUGAAAAAAGAAGCUGUACAAAACGAACGGGACAGGAUAAGUACAAGAAGAAACACUUUUGAUGGCUGCAACAUUCCCUCUAUUAGCACCUUGUCACAAGCUGAGACAUUGUCCCGUCAGAUCUCGAUAUCCAGUCCUGGUGCUAGCACUGACAUAAAUGUUAAGAAAAUUGCUGGUAUUAGUGAUGUCUGUGAAUCUAUGAAGCAACAACUUUUGGUACUGGUGGAAUGGGCUAAAUACAUUCCAGGCUUCUGUGAAUUACCACUGGAUGACCAGGUUGCCCUGCUAAGAGCACAUGCUGGGGAGCACCUGUUGCUUGGAGCAGCAAAACGGUCCAUGGCAUAUAAGGAUAUUUUACUCUUAGGCAACAAUUACAUAAUCCACCGCAACAGCACCGAGGUGGAGAUCAGCCGGGUGGCAAAUCGGAUUCUAGAUGAGCUGGUUCGACCCUUCCAGGAGAUUCAAAUAGAUGACAAUGAGUAUGCUUGCUUGAAAGCAAUUGUGUUUUUUGAUCCAGAUGCAAAGGGACUCAGUAAUCCAAUGAAGAUUAAGAACAUGCGGUUCCAAGUUCAGAUCAGUUUAGAGGAUUAUAUUAAUGACCGUCAGUAUGACUCCCGAGGGAGAUUUGGAGAACUUCUGCUUCUACUGCCUACACUCCAGAGCAUCACUUGGCAAAUGAUUGAGCAAAUACAAUUGGUUAAGCUAUUUGGAAUUGUCAAAAUUGACAGUUUGCUUCAGGAAAUGUUAUUGGGAGGUACUUCUAAUGAUGCCAGUCAUCUGCAUCAUCCAGUGCAUCCUCACUUAGCCCAAGAUCCAUUAACUGGCCAAACUAUCCUCAUAAGUUCAAUGUCUGCUCCUGUACAUACAGAACAGAUUUCAACUCCAGAAACUCCAUUACCUUCCCCUCCACAAGGCUCUGGGCAAGAAUACAAAAUGUCUACGAAUCAGGCUUCAGUCAUUGCACAGCAAUCUAUUUUGAAACCCAAACCAUUGUGAUAAUGUUUCUCUGCCUGUCAUACUCAUCUGUCUGUCCCUCCUUCUCUCCCUCUCUCCUCUCCCAUCCCUUCCCUCUUCCUUUUUAUGCACUAGAUAAAUUGGUAGGACACUUGCACAUUUAAAAUCUCAGGAUGAUAAAGGAAAUUAUUUCCUCAGCAGACACUACUGUGGAUGUUUCUUAAAACACCUUGUUAUUUGGAAAGUGAUGCUCACUGUUCUGACUGCCAUUCACAACUGUAACUGUGGACACUGCAGUCUGACAAACAUGUAUAGAGGUUGAUACUGUUUUUAGAUCUUUUAACUGCACAGAUUAAUUUUUUUAUUUCCUGUUUUAGUUGUUGUCUUAAUGUUAUUGCUUUAGAUGUGUAUAUAAUUUUUUUCUUUGUGACGGAACUGGUUAGUGCUUGUUUAGCUGUGAAUUGUAGACAUGAAAAAGUGUGUUAAUCAAACAAAAGCCAAGAUUCCUCAAAUAGUAGAACAGUAGGCUACCAAAGCACAUGUAUUAAAUAGAAAGGAGAAAACAAGGGCAGAAACACCCGAUUAAUUAAAAAAGAAUAAUAAUUAAAAAAUCCUGUUUUGAAAGAAAGAUAUCAAGUUAAAAUUCAACAGAAGUGUUCAAUCUCCCCUGCUUACCUAUUCGUAUGGACAUUAUGGGAAUUAGGCCAUUCUGGGACACUUUUCACCUUGCUUUAGGGGCACAGAGGGUAUAAGUAGGAAUAUGGCCAGACCAUGCCACUUGACCUCAAGGCUGGAGUAUAGACUUUGUACUGUUUGAUUUACAAGGGUAAAUGUAGCCAUUGUGUUUAUUUGCUUUACUGGCCAGUGAAUGCAUGUUUCACCAUUCACUCUAUGUAUAGAGUAGUAUGCAGUAGCUCUGUGUCUGGAGAGGUAUGAACUAACUCUGAGCUUUAGAUGUUUGUGGUUUGAGCCAUGGCAUUUCAAGCCAUAAGAUAUCCAGCACACCAAAUACUUAUUCUCUGGAUUUUUAAGAGUUUUCAGAAGCUUGGAAUGAAUUGACUUACUAUGAAAAGCCCCUUUCUCCUCCUCUUCUUCCUCCUCUUCCAGUCAAAGGUGACCCAACACUGACCAAGUUUUGUGCCUGGAGUCUGUAAUAACCCAUCUAGAUUUUGGACUUUUUGUGGUUUUGCUCAAAGGGGACCUUGCGACACAUGUUCACUUGGGAUGUUAUGUGAAAAUGAUCCAUUAUGAUAUAUAAAGUGAUCUCUUGUUCAAAUAAUCAUGAAGAAAAUCACCACUUUCCACAUUUUUAUACCAGACAGCAACAAUUUUUCUUUUAGUACUUUAAAGCAGACUUUCUUCUCAGAACUUGUGUAAGAGAGAAACAGAGAAAAAAGAGAGAAGUAAUUCUGCAGUUUACUGAAUGAUUGCAAAGAGAAAACAUUGGAGUGCAGAAAUUCUGCAAAGUGAGAUGUUGGUCAUCUUGAGCCAGACACCUGCAUUAAUUGCAGAAUCCAAAGAUGGUGUAGUUAAAUCUCUGACUUGUAAAAGUUUCUGAAACACACUGAUAAGAUAUUUCAGUUAUGUUUUUUGCAGGCAGGAAAUGCUGAGCUAACCUGCAUGUUCAAAAGGCUUUCAUGGAAAUACACUUACCACCAAUGAGACCUUGUUUUUAUGUUAUUUUAAAGUAGUUGCUUUUGUAAAGCCUCCUAAUGUUUAUGUUUUGCUUUUUAGAGUGUUUUUCUUUUUGCUGGUUACUGUUUAUUUUUAUCAAUGCAUUACUCUUUUUACAAGUUCCUUUUAGCAUGAGUUUUGAUGAUGGAAUAUAGUACCAACAUUUUGCCAUUAACUUUAGGAGCUACCAGACUGUGCUGAUGGCCACCAGCACUUUAUGGGGAAAUACAAUGGUAAACCAUGUGUGAGGGAUACUGAGCAGCCCAAAAGCUGACUAAUGGGUGUCACUUUUGUGCAUUUGUCAUGAAAAGAACAUUUGGCUCAAGCUGGGCUUGCAUGGCUUUCCUGUGUCAGAUUAAUGAAGUCAAUUGCAUAACUGUGGCAGUAUUGGUCUGACAAAAAACAUUUAGUGGGAAAUAGAAAGUAGUCCCUGAGUUGGCUACCCUUGCCUUAUAUAAGCAAUAUGUAUAAUAGCUUAAUGUGUUUAGUUUUCACAAUGUACUUUGGAUAUCAAGUGUACAAUGAAUUGUUUCCACACACUGCCAAAAUGUACCGGAUGGAAAAUAUACUUUAGUAUUUUAUCUGACAAAAAAGUUAUCUAUUUUGUAUGAUAUACUACAUUUUUGAAUAAGAAGAACACCGCUGUAAUUUAUUGGG
Messenger RNA from Calypte anna (Anna's hummingbird), 3712 nucleotides. RefSeq names its product hepatocyte nuclear factor 4 gamma (gene HNF4G). The record is from RefSeq and is a predicted model, not a curated record. Lineage: Eukaryota; Metazoa; Chordata; Aves; Apodiformes; Trochilidae. The coding region runs from base 128 to 1423 and encodes 431 amino acids. The transcript is spliced from 11 exons. Gene Ontology annotation, biological process: cell differentiation; anatomical structure development; regulation of transcription by RNA polymerase II. Gene Ontology annotation, molecular function: RNA polymerase II cis-regulatory region sequence-specific DNA binding; zinc ion binding; nuclear receptor activity.